AUGGCUCAACACCCACUCCUUCCUCCGGGAACUGUUCACUUGAUCAAUUACGAAGAGGCCACCGAAUCCCCAACAUUCGUUCUCUCCCCAACCCCGUCGUCAGACCCAAACGACCCACUGAACUGGAGUAAAUGGAGAAAGUAUCUUAACUACAGUCUUGCUAUGGGCGUUACCGUGGCUGCUUUCACCAACCUCUCGAUCCAGACCGUCUUCUGGCAACAAAUGACUGUUGAUCUUGAUGUGUCUAUCAACCAACUCAGUAACGCACAGUCCGCCCAGCUUGCAGGUCUUGCCACAGGCUGCAUUUUUUUCAUUCCGUUUACCAUCAAGUAUGGUCGACGCCUGACAUACUUGGUUUCUACAGCUAUCCUCGCAGCAGCAGCGUGGUGGACUUCCUCGAUGCACUCGUACGCAGAACUCCUCGCCACAGCCGUCAUCACCGGCCUUAGCGGCGCAAUCAACGAGACCGCGGUGCAGAUGACUAUUGCCGAUAUUUUCUUCGUCCACCAGCGAGGCUCUGCCAACGGUCUUUAUUUUACUGCCGUAAUGGCAGGAAGCUUUUUGACUCCUUUGGCUGCCGGCUCCCAGGCCGUGACUCAGGGGUGGCGCUGGUCAUACUACGCCCUCUCUAUCUCUCUGACUGUUCUCUUCUUCAUGUUCGUGUUCUUGUACGAAGAGACAAAAUAUGUUCCCGUUACCAUCGGCGAAGGCGAGGUCACAGAAAACAACCCACCACACGACAAGAAUAACAUGGAAAAGGGCGAAAGCUUUGAUAAAGGCGGUCUGGAGUUGAACUACGUGCAGUCCAAUCCCGCCACAGAUGUUCGACCGAAUUCUUACCGCGAACGCAUGCGGUUGUUGACGCCGACCUCGGAAUCCUUACUGCGUAUUUUCAUCUUACCACUCCAUGUCAUCACCCUUCCACAUGUCAUGUUCACUGCUCUUCAGUUUGCAUCGGGCGGUAUAUGGCGUGGAGGGCCGUGA
This is a messenger RNA of Colletotrichum godetiae, 984 nucleotides long. Its product is annotated as major facilitator superfamily domain-containing protein. Gene Ontology annotation, biological process: transmembrane transport. Gene Ontology annotation, cellular component: plasma membrane. Lineage: Eukaryota; Fungi; Ascomycota; Sordariomycetes; Glomerellales; Glomerellaceae. The transcript is spliced from 6 exons. The record is from RefSeq and is a predicted model, not a curated record. Bases 1 to 984 code for a protein of 327 amino acids. Gene Ontology annotation, molecular function: transmembrane transporter activity.